Molecule: messenger RNA, 1350 nt
Organism: Lucilia sericata (common green bottle fly)
Lineage: Eukaryota; Metazoa; Arthropoda; Insecta; Diptera; Calliphoridae
Exons: 2
Coding region: 129-1289 (386 amino acids)
Source: RefSeq, a predicted model, not a curated record
UUUACAUUAUUCUAGCAAGCCACUAAUAAAACGCGUGAAAUAAACAAAUUAAAAAUAAAUGGAAUAAUUUUGUUUGUAAUGAAAUAAAAUUAUAUUCAAAUUUUAUUGAACGUUAAGAAAGACUAAAAAUGAAAGUAGAAAAAACAAACACAGCAACGCCUCAAAAGCAAGAGCCUACGCAGCAGCAACUAUCACAGAAUCGUAAAUCAUCAGUUUGGUCAAGAGAGAAAAUAAACCAAUUGAUAGAGCUAUACAAAAAACAUGAAUGUCUUUGGAAUCACUGGCAUGAAUCCUACAAGAAUAAAGAGAAACGUAAUCGAGCUAUAGAGGAUAUUUGUACAACUUUAAAUGUUCCAAAAUUUGAGUUUGGCAAAAAGAUACACAAUCUACGCAAUCAAUUCAAUACGGAAAUGAAAAAACUGGAGCAGCGUAUAGAAGAGGCAGGUGUUAGCUUAGAUGAUGCCAUUGCCAUGGAUUUACGAUGCAAGUGGAGUCAUUUUGAGUCGCUAAUGUUUUUACGUCAUGUUAUUGAACCCAGGCCAGGAGGUUAUCAAGCCGCGUACCAGCCACCAAAGAAAAUGCGUGUAAGAUUCGAUUUUAGUAAUGCAGAAGAUGAUCAUAAUGUUAGCACUGUUCUGCCCAAUAGUAGUGGUAGUAGCAAUACUACGCAACCAGAUGAUGUGUCACAAUUUCAAUAUGAUGACAAUGUCACCGAAGAAAUAAUCACCGACGAUUAUCAAUCUUUCGAAAAUGAAGUCAUAGAAGUUGAUCAAACAAAUUGUCGUGAGGAGGGCUGUGAUCAAAAAUAUCAACCUCCAACACAACUACAAAACAACCAAGAAUUAACUACCAUUUCCUCACGAAAUUUCACAAAAUCUUUAAAUAAAACUAAAUCCCAACAUUUACCACCUAUUUCGUCUAGUUGCACCUCUUCACAAACGGAAGUUAUAAACAUAAAUGAUGACUCAUCAUCAAUCAUAGAAUUAAGUUCAAAUAAUUUAUCAGUUGUUUCUUCGCAUUCAAACACUAUUUCAGCCGCCUCAGCAACCUCCUCUUCAUCUUUAACUACUCCUCUAAUAUCUUCCAUAUCAACGUCGAGUUCAUCAAAUCGACCUGUAACGGUUGUACGUGAUCAAUGGGAUGCAUUUGGUGAAUUAGUGGCGAAUGAAUUUCGUAAUUUAAAUUCAGAAGUUUCACGCAAACGUCUUAAAAGAAAAAUCAUGCAGGCCAUGUUGGAGGUGGGCGAAGAGGAUGAUCAUUUAAUGGAUAAUCGUUCGAGAAAUAAUUAAAGCAUGUUAUAUAUGUUAGUGUAGUUUUAAGUUAAGAAAUUAAAAAUUAAUAAAAUGUAAA